Amaranthus tricolor (Joseph's coat) is the source of this 3180-nucleotide messenger RNA. Its product is annotated as putative pentatricopeptide repeat-containing protein At1g26500. Lineage: Eukaryota; Viridiplantae; Streptophyta; Magnoliopsida; Caryophyllales; Amaranthaceae. Gene Ontology annotation, molecular function: protein binding. The transcript is spliced from 2 exons. Bases 254 to 1774 code for a protein of 506 amino acids. The record is from RefSeq and is a predicted model, not a curated record.
AAUAUAGUAUUAUUAUUGAAAUUUUUUUAAAAAAUUGUAGUAUUAAAAAUUCAUAAUAUCGGAAGUUCGGAACCUUAAAUUCAAAGUUGAAACAUGUAUCCUCCAAACAAUUCACAAACAAAAACUUCCAUCCCGCUCGUGGUCGAAUUCUGCGAAGCCGUCGAGGGACAAUUCGAGAGGAAAAACGGGCCGGGGAAAUUUCCCAUUUUGAUUUGAAGCUUUUCUCCAUGGUUUCCAAAUAAUCUUAAGUCAGAUGAACUUCAGAAGAAUCAUAAUCAGCAGGCCAUUUAUCAACUUCGUCAUCCGCACUCAUGCACUACAAUUUUCCACCAGCCCAUAUCUCCUCCUACCUCAUGCACCUUUGCUUAAUAGCCCUGUCACCCCAGUUAACCCUGAUCAUCUCCUCAGGGUAUGCACAAUCCUCUACCAGCAACAAGAUGCAUCAGACUCCAAGCUUCAGGCACACCUCCAGAAAACUGAAUUCAGCCUUAGUCAUGAAUUUUUUUUACAAGUAUGCAACAAAUUCCCCCUUUCAUGGCGACCAGUUUACUGCUUUUAUCAUUUUACUUUGUCUUGCCAUUGGUUCACACACACCCCUGUCACCUAUAAUAAGAUGCUUGAUAUAGUUGGUAAGUCUAGAAACAUUGAUCUCUUUUGGGAAUUGUUAAAUGAAAUGGCACAGAAAAAAGUUGCUACUGAUAAAACAUUUCGGAUUGCGUUGAAAACACUAGCUGCUGCUAGGGAGUUGAAGAAAUGCGUGGAUUAUUUUCAUAUGAUGAAUGCUCAUGAGUAUGGCUAUAGCUUGGAUAUUUUGAAUAAGGUUGUUGAGACACUGUGUAAGGAAAAGCUAGUAGAGGAGGCAAAGUAUGUUGUGGUGAAGCUGAAGGAGUGGAUUACACCAAAUCAAGUUACUUAUAAGCACUUAAUUUGUGGAUUUUGUGAUGUUGGGGAUGUGAUUGAGGCUUCAAAGUUGUGGAAUUUGAUGACGGAAGAUGGAAUUGAAGCUGAUAUAGAUGUUGUAAAUACUAUGAUGGAAAGGUUUUUCAAGGAUAAUCAAUUUAAUCAAGGCUUAAAGCUCUUUCAAACAAUGAGGAUGAAAAGGAUGGAGGAAGUUGGACUUUCGACGUAUAGUAUCAUUAUUAAGUGGAUGUGUAAAAGGGGCAAACUUUCUCAGGCUCAUUUGGUCUUUGAAGAAAUGCAAAAGAAAGAAAUCCAACCGGAUAAUGCAACAUUGGCGUCACUAAUAUAUGGUCUUGUGUCAAAAAAUCGAGUUCGAGAGGCAUAUGUGAUUAUGGAAAAUACUGAAAAACCAGAUAUAAGCAUGUACCAUUCCUUGAUUAAGGGAUUUCUGAAAUUGCGAAGGGCCAGUGAUGCAACAGAUGUUUUCAGACUGAUGAUAAGAAAAGGGUGUGAACCUAUUAUGCAUACCUAUAUCAUGUUAUUGCAAGGGCAUCUAGGGAAGAGAGGAAGGAAGGGAAAUGACCCCCUUGUUAAUUUCGAUUCCAUAUUUGUUGGGGGUUUGGUUAAAGCUGGUAAAGUUCUGGAAGCCACCAAGUAUACUGAACGAACCAUGAACAGAGGACUUGAGGUGCCGAGGUUUGACUAUAACAAAUUCUUGAAUUACUACUCCAAUGAGGAUGGUGUAAUUAUGUUUGAGGAAGUUGGAAAGAAAUUGAGAGAGGUUGGAUUAUUUGACUUAGCAGACAUAUUUACGAGAUAUGGGAAGAAAAUGGCUACGAGAGAUAGAAGGAGAACUAGAAAUUUUUCUGAAUAACUGCCAAUACUUUGACAAUUUGACAUUUAGUCACUCUGUAAUAUGUCGGCUUUAAGAAUGUUCUGCUCUGAUUAGGUUUAGAGCUUGUUUUUGUUACAAUAUCCUGAAUCCUGAUACGUCUAGGGAUCUUUGGGCUUUUUGUACUGAAUUUAAUGAGUAAGUCGUACUUUUUUGGUAUGUGAUUGUGGAUAUAAAAGUAAGAAAUUGAGAAGGUUUUGUAUCUUGAUUGCUUGAGAUUUUCAUUUCAAGAUUGUGGAAAUUGUAAAUUUGGAAUCCUUUAGGCAGUAUGGAGAUAUAAAUGUAGCUACCUCCUGCAAAAUACUAGAAGCUUUUAAUACAUAUGGACUAUCAAAGCUUAAUCAGGUGCAAACAGAGUGUUCAUGGCUUGCCAAAAGAUUAAGUUAAUUUGUUCUGGUAACUUGCAGUUUGAGCCUUAGAGGAAUUAUAGUUCGUUAUGAACUACACGUCUACAUGAAUACAUUGAUAUUGCGGACUACACCCAUUACACCUUUGUUUGACGUAUUGAUGUUGUAUCUAGUGCUUCGACUUGGAUUAAAAUUCUCAGUUGGAUUAUCAACCAGAGAAUGUCAAUAUCUCCAUUCAUGCACCUCGAUCAAGCAUAGCCAUAUCGCCUCUUACACGCGUUUGGCUUACAAACAUUCAUUCGCUUGGAUCUGUGAGAUUCAACUAAUUGCAGUAUCUCUACCACAUUUUAUUGCUCUUGAGAAACUUCAAAGCAUCUGAUUUGUAUAUUCAGUCUCUUCAAAGGGUCAAGCAGAAACAACUUCUUUGUUUUACAAGGGCAAUGUUGCAUUCAUCCAAUCCCCAAACCUCGCCUGAUGGGAGAAACUUGAUGAAAUUGGGUGUGAUCAGAUGUUGUAGUCUCUUUCAUGGCUAGUUAAUUCUUGAAAAGGAAAACACAUUCGUAUUCUUCUUGGUACUUUUAUGAUUUAUGACAGCAUUUAUCCCCGUUAUUGAGGACCAUUGUAAUAUCUUUCUAAUUCUAGUUCUUGAUUUAUACAGGUGAUGAUGGUCGUCGUAAGCAUGUCCAUUGGUUUGUUGUUCCGCUUUUGGUCUGGUGGCUCUAAGCCAUUUAACUAUGUACUUGAUCCCUCGGCUAAUAGCAUUUUCCGACUUUUAGAGGCAAAAUCAUACAGCCUUACAGGGAAAUCAUCGGCGUUAAAAGCAACUUCAAUUUGAAAAGUGCGAGCUGGUGUAUCUGCUGCUACUUUGCUGAAAAAAAAUUUGUACAUGAUAUAUUAAGCUUGAGCUUUAUAGGUCGAUGAAGAUGUAUGGUUGGAUGUUCAGGCUAACAUUCUUUUGUGAAGCCUUGUACUACUGUACAUCAGUGUAAAUUUGGGUUCUUACAUCUAUCAUUAAUAAAGAUCUUUAUAUUACAUUUUACC